Oikopleura dioica is the source of this 1368-nucleotide messenger RNA. The record is from the annotation of a GenBank genome assembly. NCBI's taxonomy places the organism in Eukaryota, Metazoa, Chordata, Appendicularia, Copelata, Oikopleuridae.
AUGAUUCUGUGGAGGCACUUAGUUGCCACGCUUUCUUAUAAAGCCUUGGUUCUCGCUGAUGAUGCUUGCUCGAAGGAAAAUAUGCCCGGAAUUGUGAACUCUGAAGGCAAAACAAGCGGAAGCUGGAGCUGUCAGUUAAAAUCUGGAGAAUCCUUCGAUCUGGAAAAUGCUAAGGAUGUCCCAAAUAAGGCAAAAUGCUUUGCGACUUGUGGAAAACACGAGCCAAGUGGAGAUAAUUAUUAUAUAAUGCGACCUGGAGUUUCAAGAGCCAUCAGAUGCCGCGACGGAAACUGGGAGCUAAAAGAAUCACACACUCGGGAGAAGAUCGCCCUUCGAGAUGUCGUCUGCGAACGCGGAUGCGACAAGAGCUUACUACCGCAAUUCGACAAUGGAGCUUGGAACUGUCCCCUCGAAUUUGAAGGCACGAAUAUUGUUGCCAAUAAUUUGGACUGCUUUGCAAAAUGCAAUCGUGGUUUUACAGAAGUUGGAGCUAAAAGAACUCUUUUCAACUACAAGGAUUAUCGAAAGACUUGCAAGUGCAACGAUCAGAAUGGAAGGUGCCAUUGGAGGAUGAAUAUGGAAGAACACGAGGACAAAAGUGACAUUGUUCCAAUGUGCGAGUUCUCAAAAACCAACCGAAUCAUCAAUGGUCAAGACGCGAUCGCUAACUCGAAGAAAUACAUGAACCGUGCUCCUACUCAUCAUUGUGGCGGUGUUCUGAUCCAUCCGAAAUGGGUUCUCACCGCGGCGCAUUGCAAGAAAAAAAAUCUUUUCGCAGUUCUUGGAGAGCACAAUUUGAGACAGGACUCGAAGCGGGAAAGAGCCUGCAAAGUUGUGGCUACGGUUCCGCAUCCAAUGUACCAUGGAAUCUCGCAUGAUAUUAUGAUGAUGAAGAUCAAAUGCAACAACAAAGGAAUGGGAAAUUUCAUCGAGCCCGCCGUCCUCCCCUCUUUCAUGCACGAUUUGGCGCCAGGAAGCAAGUGCGAAGUCUGCGGCUGGGGCAACACCAACGCCACACCAGGUGAGUAUACCGAAGCUCAAUCUCUUCAGUGCGUCGACUUGCCGAUCAUCGACACGGAUCGAUGCAACGCGCCGAAUUCAUACGCCGGAGCGAUUCACGAGGACAUCAUGUGCGUUGGCUACAUGACUGGCGGUCAGGACUCUUGCCAGGGCGAUUCUGGAGGACCAGCUAUCUGCGACGGCCGAGUCCACGGACUGGUCAUGGGAGGAAAUCAAUGCGCACAAGCAAAUUUCCCCGGCGUUUAUACUCGACUUUCUCACUACAUUCCUUGGAUCAGGAGUAUUCUUGAAGAACCCGCCCAUAAACAAUCCGGCCGAAAGGGUGGACGAAGCCGAAGGUUUUUCUAA